Molecule: messenger RNA, 2413 nt
Organism: Cygnus olor (mute swan)
Lineage: Eukaryota; Metazoa; Chordata; Aves; Anseriformes; Anatidae
Gene: DAZAP1
Product: DAZ associated protein 1
Exons: 12
Coding region: 144-1325 (393 amino acids)
Cellular component (GO): cytoplasm
Molecular function (GO): RNA binding
Source: RefSeq, a predicted model, not a curated record
GGGGGGGGGAGGGGGCAAAGAAAAGGAAGAAAGUAAGCGGAAAAGAGGCAAAAAAAAAAUAAUAAUAAUAAUAAAAAAAAAAAAAGCAAAGCGAGGAGCCGAGCUACCGCCGGAACCGGGCGCGGCCCCCGGGAGCCGCCGCCAUGAACAGCGUGGGAGGCGCCGACGAGAUCGGAAAACUGUUUGUGGGUGGCCUGGACUGGAGUACAACACAAGAAACUCUUCGUAGCUACUUCUCCCAGUAUGGAGAAGUUGUAGACUGCGUAAUAAUGAAAGACAAAACAACAAACCAGUCUCGAGGAUUUGGAUUUGUCAAAUUUAAAGAUCCCAACUGUGUGGGAACAGUACUGGCCAGUAGACCUCAUACGUUAGAUGGCCGAAAUAUUGAUCCAAAGCCAUGUACACCUAGGGGGAUGCAGCCCGAACGGACACGGCCAAAGGAAGGAUGGCAGAAAGGAUCCAGGAGCGAUAACAAUAAAUCAAAUAAAAUUUUUGUUGGUGGGAUUCCUCAUAACUGUGGCGAGACUGAGCUCAGGGAAUACUUCAAGAAAUUCGGAGUGGUCACUGAAGUUGUAAUGAUCUAUGACGCAGAGAAACAGAGGCCCCGAGGUUUUGGAUUUAUUACUUUCGAGGACGAACAAUCAGUGGACCAGGCUGUCAACAUGCAUUUUCACGACAUCAUGGGCAAAAAAGUGGAGGUGAAACGCGCGGAACCUCGGGAUAGCAAAAGCCAAACUCCAGGGCCGCCCGGUGCCAGUCAGUGGGGAAGCAGGAUCAUGCCGAGCGCUGCCAAUGGCUGGGCAGGUCAGCCCCCUCCUACCUGGCAGCAAGGCUACGGCCCUCAAGGGAUGUGGGUGCCAGCUGGACAGGCGAUUGGUGGAUACGGACCACCUCCUCCAGGCAGAGGAGCUCCUCCACCGCCACCACCAUUUACCUCAUACAUAGUCUCUACGCCUCCUGGGGGAUUCCCACCUCCGCAAGGAUUUCCACAGGGCUAUGGCACCCCUCCACCAUUUAGUUUUGGUUAUGGUGCUCCUCCUCCUCCACCUGACCAGUUUGCCCCACCUGGAGUACCCCCUCCACCUGCCACUCCAGGGGCAGCACCACUAGCUUUUCCACCACCACCACCACCAUCUCAGGCAACUCAGGACAUGAGCAAACCCCCAACUGCUCAGCCAGAAUUCCCUUACAGUCAAUUUGUCCUACUUUUAAUCAGUGUUGUCCCCAAGAGCUGUCCGUGGCAUACUCCUUUUUCUGAAGAUGAAGUAAUUGGUGGUCUUCCACUUCUGCAGUCAGGUUUUGCAUGCAGUAGGUCCAUGGAUUAAGGCUACUGCUCCACACUUGGACAGAUUCUCCAUGUGUUAGCGUAUGCCUGACUGUUUUAUUUAAAGUGCCUGCAGAAACUUCUAUGUAAUGAACAGUUCAUAAAGUUAUUUGAAUAGGUACUGUUUGAAGUUCCAAAAAUGCAAAAUGUGUUUAAAAAAACACGGAAGAUUAGCCUUCCAGGUGCAUUUGUGAAGCAAGCAGAUGUUCUCAUGGUGAUGAACUUGAAAUGUUUUAAAUUUGUUUUAAACACAGUUGCUGUCAGAGAAAGCUUUGCCCUUGUGACUCAAGAGGAAGGUUUUCUUGUCUUGCAAGAACUUGUGUCUUUGCAGAUCCCUUUUGAGAGGGGGUGGACCCUACUAAAUAAAAUACAGAGCCACGCAUAAUCAUUUACAUUCUGCGGGAAGCCAACAUUUGUGGUGUUUCAGAAGUCUAGGAAGAAUCUGUUUUCCAGCGUUGUGGGGGUUCCUCUAUUUGGAGUGUGUAGUGCCACUCGCCUCUUGUAUAUUCUAGGAAGCCUAUUUCCCAGGGAAAUAUUUGAAGUGCUUCUAAUUAGUCUCUAAAAGCGUUGGGUGGGGAGGGAGGAGGGAGGAAAAGGUGUGUGGUACUGCAGUUUGAGGAAGGAGGCUAAGAAGGUUGGUUUAAGGCACAACCGAAGGUGGUCUCUCACCUUGAGUGGUUUCUUAGCUUGAAAUCUGUUAGGAGCACAAGUGCUAACAGAGAAAGAGGUGUUUAAUGUGCAGCAGUCAUCCACCUGUCCGUAAAGCUACCUGUAAAAUCUUUUAAACUUUGUAAAAGAGCUUCAGCUCUUCGUGUGUUUGCAAAUUAGCGAGCAGCACUGCUGUACAAUAGACAGCCUCGCUGAUCUGCAUGUAUUUACGUAACUGCGUAAGGCUUAUGGGCUUUAAAGAGGCGCUGAGUUAUCUAAUCGUUGUGGCAUUUUCAGAUUUGUCCUGGCUUGACAGCAUCUUAAAUGCUGCGAUGUUUACAGCCGGGAUGAAUGUAAACACGAGUAAAUUAAACGCUAACACGGGUGUGUCUCCCUCACCCUGAAAAAUUAUCUCUGCACAGGGCUCUCUCGGGGUUCGUC